AUGAUGGAUUCCAUCUUCGGAAAGCGAAAAACUCCUGCAGAACUUCUGCGGGAAAACAAGAGGAUGCUUGAUAAAUCGAUAAGAGAUAUAGAGAGGGAGAGGCAAGGCCUUCAAUCACAAGAAAAGAAACUCAUCGCUGAGAUUAAGAAGAAUGCAAAGCUAGGCCAAAUGGGAGCUGUGAAAGUGAUGGCAAAGGACCUAAUUAGGACACGUCACCAGAUUGACAAGUUUUACAAGCUUAAAUCCCAACUCCAAGGUGUAUCUCUCAGGAUCCAGACACUGAGAUCGACACAAGCAAUGGGAGAGGCGAUGAAAGGCGUGACGAAAGCGAUGGGGCAAAUGAACAGGCAGAUGAACCUGCCGUCGCUACAGAAAAUCAUGCAAGAGUUCGAGAGGCAGAACGAGAAGAUGGAGAUGGUCUCCGAGGUGAUGGGAGAUGCUAUUGACGAUGCCUUGGAAGGAGAUGAGGAAGAGGAAGAGACUGAAGAUCUUGUUAGCCAGGUUCUUGACGAAAUCGGUAUCGACAUCAACCAAGAGCUGGUGAAUGCUCCGUCUGGUUCGGUGGCUGCGCCGGCGACGAAGAACAAGGUGGUGCAAGCUGAGGCGGCGGGAGCUGAGGACGGCGGAGGAAUAGAUAGUGAUCUUCAGGCAAGUUCCAUUGGAUCCGGUACCUCAACGGCUAAUGCUCCGCUGUUUCCGCCUAAUCAAAGCGGUAGUGUAGUAGGAGAUGCUCCAAUUGUUCAGCCUUACCUUGGCGGCAACUUUGCAACUAGUUCCGUAAUGGAUAAUGCUCAACUGGCUUGGCUUUAUCUAGCUGCAAACUUACAGGAUAAUGCUCUACUAGCUAAUCCUACAAUAGCUCGACCUUAUCCGGUAGUUCCACCACUCAUUGGAGGUUUACCUACACCAGCAUGGCCCACCCUUAUGUUCCCAUUUGGUUGGGGACAACUUCCUAGAGGAAUCCCAGAUUUUUGGUCAACCCCAUCUGGUCUAAACCAUCUGAUGUAUGGUGGUGGCGGCAUAAACAACAUGGCAAGCGGAAGUGGUAGCAGUGGAAGAGGAAGCAGCGGUGUUGGAGAAAGCCAUAUUGAUAAUAGUGGUGGAAGUGGUAGAAGCGGCGAAAGUGGAGAAGAUGGUAGCAAUGGUGGUGGCGAAAGCAGUAACAGCAGAGGUGAACAUGGGAGCCAGGGACCAUCCUGA
Molecule: messenger RNA, 1200 nt
Organism: Microthlaspi erraticum
Lineage: Eukaryota; Viridiplantae; Streptophyta; Magnoliopsida; Brassicales; Brassicaceae
Source: the annotation of a GenBank genome assembly